AUGCCUGAUCUCGAAGUACCCGGAGCCAUUCUCCAUUACGAGACUUUUGGAACCAAAGAAUCUCUCCUCAUAUUCAUACCUGGAGCCGACGGCCGCGGCAGCAUCUUCCAUCCCUCUGCUCAACUUCUUACCGAUCAGUUCACUGUUGUCUGCUGGGAUCGCCGCGGAUACUCGCAAAGCUUUUUCGUGGGCCAGCAACAUUUCGAACAGCGCUUGCAGACUGACGCAGAUGAUGCGAUGCGGCUGAUCAGACACUUGUCUCCUAAUGGGAGUGCUACCGUGUUUGGAACUUCCUCCGGUGCGAUCGUUGCCCUCCAGCUGCUAGCUAGGCAUUCGGGGUGUGUGACAAGGCUCGUUGUCCAUGAGCCACCCGCGUUUUCUGUCCUUCCUCAAGAAUUCCAGCAACAAGCCUACGGACUUAUCCGCCACAUCUAUGAUACAUACAGAGCUCACGGCUCCGAUACAGCCAUGGAGGCUUUUGCAUCAGGGUUGUCCGAGGGCCCUGAUUCAAAGAUGAUGCGGCACUGCAUGGAUGCGAAACGCGGCGACGAGAUACGAGCAAACUGCUUGUUUUGGUUUGAAUUCGAGCUGAGACAAUACACCAGUGCCACAGUCGACGUACAAGGCCUUCAAAGAAUGAAACAUAAGUUGGUUUUAGUCGCAGGGGAGGAUAGCGGCGAUGGGCCCGGAGUAGGACCAAUCAUGGCCAUCGCUAGGCAGGUGGAAGAGGAGGUUAUCAGAAUCCCUGGUGGCCACCUGGGCUUUAUGAUUGUUCCCAAGCUGUUUGCGAAGAAGCUGCUAGAAUUGCUCAGCAAAUAG
Molecule: messenger RNA, 819 nt
Organism: Truncatella angustata
Lineage: Eukaryota; Fungi; Ascomycota; Sordariomycetes; Amphisphaeriales; Sporocadaceae
Product: Alpha/Beta hydrolase protein
Exons: 1
Coding region: 1-819 (272 amino acids)
Source: RefSeq, a predicted model, not a curated record